Fraxinus pennsylvanica is the source of this 2364-nucleotide messenger RNA. Lineage: Eukaryota; Viridiplantae; Streptophyta; Magnoliopsida; Lamiales; Oleaceae. The record is from the annotation of a GenBank genome assembly.
AUGGCGCCAUUGGCCGCGCCGACCCGCCUCCUCCACCUGACCUCCUCCCCAUCCCUCCCCCGUCGUCGUAAUUCCACCACAACCACCACCACCCGUAUCACCUCCAAUUCCAUUAUCCAAUCCAAUCUGCAACCUCUAGCCACUUCCUUCCAAAACCCUAAAUCCUCGAAGUCUCCGUCUCCUAAUUUCUUCAACCCCUUCGUCUCCGUCCCCAAAUCUCUCGCUCUUACUGCCGCGUCUGGAGUCCUCUUCCACCUAGCAUUUCAACACUCCGGUGGAAAUUCUAACUUCAAUUCCGGAAAUGGCGGUGGUGGAGGUGGAGGAAAUGGAGGGCAAGGUGGUGGAUUUUGGUCCCGUAUAUUCUCUCUUGUGGCAAUUGCGAAGGAUGAUGAACCCCAACAAGAAUGGGAUAAUCAUGGAUUACCGGCCAACAUUGUGGUCCAGCUUAACAAGCUUAGUGGGUUUAAGAAAUAUAAGGUUUCGGAUAUAUUGUUUUUAGAUCGCCGUCGUGGUUCCUCUGUCGGUACUGAGGACUCAUUUUUUGAGAUGGUGUCGCUCCGGCCGGGUGGGAUAUACACCAAGGCUCAGCUCCAGAAGGAGUUAGAAACUCUAGCUACUUGUGGAAUGUUCGAGAAAGUCGACUUGGAGACUAAAACUAAUCCGGAUGGUACUAUCAACAUAACCAUUCCAUUCCAAGAAUCUACUUGGCAAUCUGCAGAUAGAUUCAGGUGCAUUAAUGUGGGUCUGAUGCCACAGUCCAAGCCUAUUGAAAUGGAUACCGAUAUGACUGAUAAGGAGAGGUUAGAUUACUACAGGAGUCAGGAGAAAGAUUACAGGAGGAGGAUUGAGAGGGCGAGGCCGUGUUUGUUGCCAUUGCCUGUGCAGAGGGAAAUCUUGCAAAUGUUGAGGGAGCAGGGGAAGGUGAGCGCAAGAUUGCUGCAGAGGAUUAGGGACAGGGUGCAGCAGUGGUACCACGAGAAUGGUUAUGCCUGUGCACAGGUUGUAAAUUUUGGGAAUUUGAAUACCAAGGAAGUGGUUUGUGAGGUUGUGGAAGGGGAUAUUACACAACUCGUCAUCCAGUUCCAGGAUAAGCUUGGUAAUGUGUGUGAGGGGAACACUCAGAUGCCCGUAAUAAAGAGAGAAAUGCCCAAUCAGCUUCGCCAAGGUCAAGUAUUUAACAUUGAGGCUGGGAAGCAAGCAUUGAGAAAUAUAAAUUCUCUAGCUCUCUUCUCUAAUAUUGAGGUAAAUCCACGUCCAGACGAGAAGAAUGAGGGAGGUAUUAUUGUUGAAAUCAAGCUCAAGGAACUGGAACAGAAGUCGGCUGAAGUUAGUACAGAAUGGAGCAUCGUACCAGGACGUGGGGGUCGUCCUACACUGGCAUCAGUCCAGCCUGGUGGAACUGUCUCUUUUGAGCAUCGGAAUAUUAACGGGUUGAAUAGGUCCAUUCUUGGUUCAGUUACCACCAGCAACUUCCUCAAUCCUCAGGAUGAUCUAGCUUUUAAACUGGAGUAUGUUCAUCCGUAUUUAGAUGGUGUAUACAAUCCUCGCAACCGUACCUUCCGUACUAGCUGCUUCAACAGUAGAAAGCUGAGUCCAGUCUUCACCGGUGGGCCUGGAAUAGAUGAAGUUCCCCCUAUAUGGGUUGACAGAGCUGGAGUUAAAGCCAACAUUACAGAGAAUUUCACCCGUCAAAGCAAGUUUACUUACGGACUUGUGAUGGAGGAGAUAACAACCCGUGAUGAAAGCAGUCACAUUUCUGCAAAUGGUCAAAGAGUGUUGCCAAAUGGAGGAGUUAGUGCUGAUGGACCCCCGACACCACUCAGUGGCACUGGUGUUGCCCAGNUAGUUGGUGAGAGAAAUGUGUUCCAGCUUGAUCAAGGGCUUGGUGUUGGAAGCAAGUUCCCAUUCUUUAACCGGCACCAGUUAACAGUGACCCAAUUUUUCCAAUUGAAGCAAGUAGAGGAAGCUGCUGGCAAGCCUCCACCACCUGUAUUAGUCCUUCAUGGCCAUUAUGGUGGUUGUGUUGGAGAUCUUCCCAGUUACGAUGCUUUUACUUUGGGGGGACCUUAUUCUGUUCGGGGUUACAACAUGGGAGAGUUGGGAGCUGCAAGAAAUAUACUUGAGCUGGCUGCUGAGCUACGGAUUCCUGUGAGAAAUACACACGCUUAUGUAUUUGCAGAACAUGGGACUGAUCUUGGGAGUUCAAAGGAUGUCAAAGGAAACCCUACGGAGGUUUACCGAAGAAUGGGUCACGGUUCUUCGUAUGGUCUCGGAGUCAAGCUAGGUUUAGUACGAACAGAGUAUGCCGUCGACCAUAACUCUGGAACUGGUGCAAUAUUCUUCCGAUUUGGAGAGAGAUUCUGA